Molecule: messenger RNA, 369 nt
Organism: Liolophura sinensis
Lineage: Eukaryota; Metazoa; Mollusca; Polyplacophora; Chitonida; Chitonidae
Product: CUGBP Elav-like family member 3
Exons: 3
Coding region: 1-369 (122 amino acids)
Cellular component (GO): nucleus
Molecular function (GO): mRNA binding
Source: RefSeq, a predicted model, not a curated record
AUGUAUCUAUGCCUUGAUAGGGAAAAAGAAGGGACAGAGGUGAAACUGUUUGUGAAGGGGAUACCUAACGAACUUACUCAGGAAGGAUUGAAGAACUUGUUUCUGGAGUUUGGGGAGGUCUUGUCAGUGAAGAAGUGUAUAAGCAAAUUUCCUGAGCAGGGAGUAACCUUUGGGUUUGUGAGCUUCAAAACCAUCCGAGAGGCAUUGGCUGCCAUAAAGAAGCUGGAUGGAUUCCAGAUAACGUCAAGGUUUCAUCUGAAGGUGCGAAUAGCUCUGUCCGAUGAAGAGAGAACCAAGCAAAGGAAAAAACGGGAGGUGUGUUCUGAGUUUUGUUUACACGUUCAGCUUCAGAUGUUCAGCUCUGUUUGA